Messenger RNA from Miscanthus lutarioriparius, 552 nucleotides. Lineage: Eukaryota; Viridiplantae; Streptophyta; Magnoliopsida; Poales; Poaceae. The record is from the annotation of a GenBank genome assembly.
AUGGCUCUAGGAAGAGGAAGGAAGCCCUCAGGGACUCGGAACUUCAUAGAUCAGGAGAGUGGUCAGGAGAGUGAUGACUGUGAAGAUGAGAAGGUUAUUAGCAAGGUUGCUAAUGCUGCACAUACAAAGAAUCCAACAAGGUCUGGGAACACCUCUGUUAGAGGAACAAAAGCAUCUAAGAGAGUGGUGGCACCUCAGGAACAAGAUGUGCCUAACAGAGUCACUAGGCAGAAAACAAGGGAUGUAGCCUUGGUUUCAAGUCCAGACCCACAACAAAGACAAGAGAAAUACAAAGAUGUACAACCUACUGCUAUUGAUCUUUUCAAGGACUUCCACUGCAGCAAGAACAAAGGAUUCAGUGAGCCUAUCAAGAAAGCUAUUGCUGAUAUGGAAGCGAUCAUGGCUGAACCAGUACAAGAUGAAGAGCAACCAAAGUCAGUGAACCAUGAUGUUUCUCAAGUUGUGAAAUCAACCACAUUUCUUCAAGUUGCAGGAAUUCAACCAAACUCCAACAAUAGCUCUAAAGGUUGCACUUCCUCAAAGUGGAUAUGA